This is a messenger RNA of Solanum lycopersicum (tomato), 2334 nucleotides long. Its product is annotated as protein INVOLVED IN DE NOVO 2. Gene Ontology annotation, biological process: gene silencing by siRNA-directed DNA methylation. The record is from RefSeq and is a predicted model, not a curated record. NCBI's taxonomy places the organism in Eukaryota, Viridiplantae, Streptophyta, Magnoliopsida, Solanales, Solanaceae.
GUGACUACAAAUGUGUGAUUUUGUCUGUGCUCAGCAAAACCCAAUUUACUAAAGCUCGCUCACUACCUACCAGAAAACCCUACUCACUCUUCAAGAGAAUCUGCUGCCAAAUGCCUUCUUUUGCCGCUUGAAGCUCCUUCUGGAAAAUUCAGGUGUCAUUCUUGAACACUUAAAUCUUGCAAGAAGGGGGAGUUCUAUGGAUUAUAGCUCCGGGGAAGACACUGAUAUAAGUGAAUCAGAGAUUGAAGAAUAUGGAGAAAAAUCUUACGAAGAUUUGAAGAGCGGAAGCCGUUCUCUUAAGAUAUCAGAUGUGGCAUAUACUUGCCCAUAUUGUCCAAAGAAAAGAAAGCGUGACUUUUUGUACAAGGAACUCGUACAGCAUGCAAGUGGGGUGGGAAGCUGUAGCUCCAAUAAAAGAACUGCAAGAGAAAAGGCGAAUCAUCUUGGGUUGGCAAAGUACUUGGAAACUGAUGCUGCAGUUGCUGCUGAUUCAUCUAAACCUGAUGCCGAGCCAGAUACUCAAACUGACCCUCUUGCGGAUCAUGACCGUGAUGAGAUGUUUGUCUGGCCUUGGAUCGGGGUUGUUGUGAACAUUCCUACUGAAUACAAGGAUGGACGCAAUGUGGGAGAAAGUGGUUCUAAGCUGAGGGAUCAGUUGACAAGGAGAGGUUUCAACCCUACAAGGGUACGUCCUCUGUGGAAUUACCAAGGCCAUUCUGGUACAGCUCUUGUUGAAUUCAACAAAGACUGGUCAGGAUUUGGUAAUGCAAUGGCGUAUGAGAAGGCUUAUGAGGCUGACCAUCAUGGCAAGAAGGACUGGAAAGUCAACCAUAGUAAAAACUCUGAUCUGUAUGCUUGGAUUGCUCGUGCCGAUGACUAUAAAGCUAUUAAUAUCAUCGGUGAAAAUCUCCGCAAGGUUGGAGACCUUAGAACCAUUUCCGAUAUCAUGGAAGAAGAAGCUCGGAAGACGAACAAGCUCGUUUCUAAUUUGACAAAUGUUAUUGAAGUCAAGAAGUUACACCUAAAGGAGAUGGCAGACAAAUUUAAGGAGACUUCACAGUCUUUGAAACAAUUGGUUGAAGAGAAAGAUAAACUGCAUCAAGCGUACAAUGAAGAGAUAAGAAAAAUCCAGUCAAGUGCACGUGAUCAUUUCCAGAAGAUAUUUAAUGAUCAUGAAAAGUUGAAAUUGCAAUUGGAAUCGCAAAAGAAAGAGCUUGAGCUACGAGGUAGAGAACUGGAGAAACGCGAGGCGAAAAAUGAAAGUGAUAGGAAGAAACUGUCUGAGGAUCUUGAACAGAAUGCUACUCUAAAUACCUCACUUAGUGCCGCAGCUGAAGAGCAAAGAAAGGUUGACGAGAAAGUACUGAAAUUGGCUGAAGAGCAGAAGAGGCAAAAGGAAGAUCUCCAUAAGAGAAUAAUUCAGCUGGAAAAACAACUUGAUGCGAAACAAGCGGUAGAGCUUGAAAUUGAGCAGUUGAGAGGGUCAUUGAACGUGAUGAAACAUAUUGAAGAUGAAGGUGAUCAAGAAGUUUUGAAAAAGGUGGACACACUCCUUAAAAGUUUAAGAGAGAAGGAAGAGGAAUAUGAUGGUUUGGAAGCAUUAAAUCAAACUCUGAUAGUGAAGGAAAGAAACAGUAAUGAUGAGCUGCAAGACGCUCGCAAAGAAUUGGUUAAUGGUUUGAAGGAACUACCGAGAGUUGGUCCAAUUGGUGUUAAGAGGAUGGGGGAGCUUGACAACAGACCAUUCCAUGAAGCAAUGAAGAGGAACUAUAAUGAGUCAGAAGCAGAUGAAAGAGCUACAGAGUUAUGCUCAUUGUGGGAGGAAUACCUUAGAGACCCUGGAUGGCAUCCCAUUAAAGUCGUUAUGAUUAACGGGAAACCUGAGAAUGUUAUAGACGAAGAAGAUGAAAAGCUGAAAGACUUGAAAAGAAAUUAUGGUGAAGAAGUUUGCAAAGCUGUGACAGCAGCUUUGAUGGAGGUAAACGAUUACAACCCGAGUGGAAGAUACAUCAUCUCAGAGCUGUGGAAUUAUGCGGUGAAUAAGAAAGCUACUUUGGAGGAGGGAGUUACUGUGUUACUAAACAUGUGGAAAAAGAAGAGAGGAUCUGAUUGAGGCUUCUAUGUGCUUUCCUUAGCCGUUUAGGCAGCCCCAAGAAUGGGGUGGGUGUGAUAACAUGUGACAACAACUUCAAACUCGUAAUAACUAUUAGAACCAUGAAUUCUUGUGUGAAUAAGAUGCACUCUGUGUUCCGAUUACCCUGUCGUUUAUUUUAUUUGGGGGGUUGAGCUUCCUCCUCCUGUGACUUAAUCAUAAGGAUAAGGUUUUCAAUGCCA